CUGUAAUAGUGCAAAGGUGUCCUCACACCUGUUCGUCUUCCGUCUUCUUUCAGCCUUGCCUGGGCCUCCUCGCUCUCCUCCUCCCUCGCACCAUCCGCGACCCGCAGACCUCGAACGCCCGGGCUCCUUUUUCUUACACGAGUAUCUUGCUGAUGCCCGUUGCCCGUUGAUCGGCUCUCCCUUCUUCGCUUCCCUUGAUUGCUGCCCCGACGGCAUCCCUUUGAGAGAGAGCUCCGAUCUCGCCAUGCGUCUCGACUUCACCCUCACCGCGCUGCUGGCAGCAAGCCUCUCGCAGGCCCAGUACCUGAUCAGCGAGCUCAGUUUCGGCCAUGCCGGGAGAAUAAGCCCAGCUGAGAGCCGCGGGCAGAUCCCCAACUUCGUGCUCCAGGGCGCCCCCCAGAUGCCCGAGGUGCUCUCCAACCGCAUCAUCCUCACACCCAUCGCCCCGGGAAACCAGCGCGGCGCCGUCUGGUCCCAGCAGUCGCUGCAGCGCUCGCAGUGGAUCGCCGACGUCGACUUCCGUGUCAACGGCCCCGAGCGAGGCGGCGGCAACCUCAACAUCUGGCUCGCCCGCGGGGGGGCUGGUGCCAUCGGCUCCAGCAGCAUCUACACAGUUGGCAAGUUCGACGGUCUCGCCCUCGUCCUGGACAAGACUGGCGGCCCCGGCGGCAUGAUCCGCGGCUACCUGAACGACGGCACCACCGACUACAGCAGCAAACAGCGUGUUGAGGAGCUGGCCUUUGGCCACUGCCCCUACUCGUACCGAAACUUGGGUCGCCCCUCUCAGAUCAAGAUGCGCCAGACGGCCAGCUCGUUCCGCGUGGAGAUUGAUGGCCAGCUCUGCUUCGAGACUUCCAAGUUCAGCAUCCCUUCCGGAUACCAGUUCGGUGUCACCGCCGCCACCCCGGACACCCCCGACUCGUUCGAGGUCUUCAAGCUUGUCGUCAUGUCCGACAACUCAGACACUGGUAGCGACAAUGCCAUUAAGCAGCAGUCACCCAACAAGAACCCUCCCAGUAACGGCAACAACAACAAUAACAACAAUAACAAUAACAACGCUAAGAAGAACAACUACGAUGACGGCGACCUCGCUGACGAAGACCCGGAUAUCUUCCAGACGUCCAAGACGCAGUUCAUGGACCUGCACAACCGCCUCCAAAGCACCAACCACCAGCUCUCCGCCCUGCACCGCGUCGCCUCGCGCCAUCAGCAGCAGGACGAGAAGCGCCACGACGAGAUCCUCCAGCUCCUGAACCAGCUCCGCACCGGCCUGUCCAAGGUCGACGAGAUUCGCGAGCUGCAGGGCCGCAUCACCGAUCUGGACAAGGAGAUCCAGGGCCUUCGCCGCGAGCUCACCCGCAAGUUCCAGGCCAGCGAGCGCUCCGUCAAGGCUGUCCUCUCCGACCACCACUCAUCCCUCUCCGAGGCUGUCCUCGAGAGGACCCCGGGCCACCGCUUCCUCAUCCUCAUCUUCUUCGGCACCCAGGGCCUUCUCGUCACCGCCUACAUCCUCUACAAGCGCCGUCGCGCCAGCAUGCCCAAGAAGUACUUGUAAAGGUCUUGCAAAAGGUCUUAUAAACGGUCGUGUAAAAAGCGUUGUAAGAGCUCUUGUUUAUGCGUCAGCGGAAUCAUCGAAUUGGAUCUAGAAAACACCAAACGAAAGAGUUUGUCAAUGGCAUGGAGCAAUGAGUGGGAGUGUUAUCAAGCGUAAUGAUUGAGGCAUGUCACGCUCUCCAUUUUACGUUGGCCCUUGUUUCCUGUAUAUUACAAGCAACGGCUGCACAUGAGGGGAGAAUCAUGUUUUUUUGGGUAGUUAGUAAUGAGCAUGAAAGACUUUCCACGUUAAAA
This is a messenger RNA of Ilyonectria robusta, 1848 nucleotides long. Its product is annotated as concanavalin A-like lectin/glucanase domain-containing protein. Lineage: Eukaryota; Fungi; Ascomycota; Sordariomycetes; Hypocreales; Nectriaceae. Gene Ontology annotation, molecular function: D-mannose binding. Gene Ontology annotation, cellular component: COPII-coated ER to Golgi transport vesicle; endoplasmic reticulum-Golgi intermediate compartment; Golgi membrane. The record is from RefSeq and is a predicted model, not a curated record. The coding region runs from base 245 to 1555 and encodes 436 amino acids. The transcript is spliced from 2 exons. Gene Ontology annotation, biological process: Golgi organization; endoplasmic reticulum to Golgi vesicle-mediated transport; endoplasmic reticulum organization.